AUGGCUAGUGAUGAAGACGAGAGGAAAUCCUCCUCCCCCGACGACCUAUCCGACGCCGACAGCACAAACAGCAGCGAUGCCGGCAGCGAUGCUGAGGAGCCACAGAAGGUGGAAUGGCUCGUCACAUCACGCGCGAAACGGGCGACGGCGGGGAAUCGUAUGAAGUCCAUGCUCGCGAACGAGGAGCCCGCCGCCGAAGACUCCGAUCUCGAACUGCUCUUUGCCGAAGACGAGGACGAUGCCGGGUUCAGCGACGAGGCCCAGGAUGACGCGUCUGACGUGUUGAUGGAUUCGUCUUUUGACGAGGAGGAUAAGGAAGAAAAUGCUGACGAAAUGGAAGGGGAGAAAGAACUAGAGCGGCAGGCCCGGGAGAAACGAACAGCCGAGCGGAAACGGAAAGCCCAGGAAGCCAUACCCGCCAAGUUUAGGAAGAAGAGCGCCGGAAUGAUCAAGAUAAGCAAGCAGCAGCUGCACCAGAAGAUGGUGUCAGAUGAGAUCAGGAGGAGGAAACAGGUGGAGCGGAUGGAGAAGAAGGCCAAGCAGCUCGAAGCAGAGAAGAAGCCCCCGAUGACUCAGGCAGAACGCCUCGCUGAGGCUGCUAUCACCGAGAAGCAGAACUCCAAGAGCCUUAAUCGGUGGGAGGAGGCCGAGAAGCAGAGGGAGGAGGAGCGGUUGAGGAAGAUUGCAGCCUUGCACAGCCGCAAACUCGACGGGCCCGUGGUUACGUUCUGGAGUGGUAUCCAGGAGCUACAAGAGGGCCAGGACAAGCAUGUUGGCAACUUGGUGUCGAUGGAGGAGAAAGCGCCGCGGAAGAAGAGGGUUUCGGUCGCGGCAGCUCUCGCGGCGAAAGAAGCCGAGGCAUCGAAGCCCACCACCCCCGUGGAGAAGUCGGAGCAGAAGUCGGGGGAGGGGGAUAAGGCGCUCGAGACGCCAGGCGUUAAAACAGAACAGCCCGACACACCAACUUUACCGAGUGCACCACCUGGUCCGCCCGAGCCGCUGUCUGCUAAUCCCGCACAAGGGGCUCCGGCAACGGCGUCGCCGCCAACAUCAACACCAGCUCUAGCCAUAGAGCCGGAGUCAGCGCUCGCUCCGACGCCAACACCACCAGUUUCCGAAUCAGCGCCAGUUUCUAGACCAGCGCCAGCACCUGCACCUGUCCCAUCACCAGGACCUGUCUCUGCACUGGAACCGGUUCCUGCGGUAGCACCGGUUUCUGCAUCGUCACCAGCUUCAGUACCAGCACCUAUUUCUACAUCGAUGCCGGUUUCUGCGCCAACACCAGUUCCUAUAGCGCCAUCACCGACCGUAGCACCAGCGUCGGCACCAAUGGCCCCUCCUCCCAUUCCACCGCCACCCGAGAGCAAGCCGAGCUCGGGCGUCCUCGCAGCGCCCGUUCUUGCGCCUCCUGCGGGGCUCUCGCAUUCUUUCGGCGGACAGAUGCCCAUGCUAGGUUUCCCUGCCGGAGCCAAACCUUUUCUUGCGGCUCCGAAUACUACACAUACCCCCUCACCCUUGUCUAUGCCGCCAUCCACACCAACCGCUGCUGCCGCACCACAACAAACCACCCCUCCAACAGCAUCAACCCCAAAACCCAAGAUCACGAUCCCGGCUCCUCCACCACCUUCCACCCCUAUGACACCGCUGCAAACGCCACAAACAAAAUCAUGCCCACCGUCCGCAAGACCCCCUGAUACGCCACAAGAACCAUCCGCCCCCGCUUCUGACCCUGUCCGCGAAGGAAAGGUGACGCGUAGCUGCAUUAUCCUGCAGAACUUUGACAACCUCGCGAUCAAAGACAAGCAGGUGCAGACGCAGAUUUUGUUCGGGAGGAAGAUGAAUAGACUAGGCAAACCCGCGCCGCCACCGCUUUGCGUCAUUACGAAUCAUCCUGCCAAGUACAGGGAUCCGAAGACGGGCCUACCGUACUACAACGACUACGCCUACCGCGAGAUCCAGCGUGUGUACCGCGGUGAUUACAAGUGGAGCCGCCUUGUUGGGGCUUGGGUUGGUAGGGGAGACUAUGCGGCCCGUGGAGUGCCGGACUGGUUCUUAGACCCGUCCAAGGAGGUGAAAUCUGCUGAGCCAGCUUCGGCUCCCGCGAACGAGGCCGUUGAUACGAAAGUCGAGGAAAAGGACAAGGCCGGGGAGGAGGAGCCAAGGCUGGAGCCAAUUGAUGGGGCACAGGCCCCCGAAACGGCUGCACCAACUGCCCCUCAAGCUGUUAGCACGUAG
Molecule: messenger RNA, 2235 nt
Organism: Chaetomium globosum CBS 148.51
Lineage: Eukaryota; Fungi; Ascomycota; Sordariomycetes; Sordariales; Chaetomiaceae
Exons: 3
Coding region: 1-2235 (744 amino acids)
Biological process (GO): regulation of DNA-templated transcription; chromatin remodeling
Cellular component (GO): nucleus
Molecular function (GO): ATP-dependent H2AZ histone chaperone activity
Source: RefSeq, a predicted model, not a curated record